AUGGGCCAUCUAGCAUGCGUGGCGAGCUGUUCGCUUCGAACCUGGGCUCUCGAUUUUGAAGGGAACACCAGACGCAUCAUCGAGAGCAUCCACAAAGCAAAAGCUGCCGGGGCAACUCUCAGGGUUGGGCCCGAACUUGAAAUAUGCGGCUACUCGUGCCUUGAUCAUUUCUUCGAGGCGGAUCUAUACCUCCACUGUUGGGAAAUGCUGUGUAUUAUUCUCAAGGAUAGAAGCUGUGAUGACAUACUGCUUGAUAUUGGUAUGCCGGUUAUGCACCGUAACAAUCGAUUCAAUUGCCGAAUCAUCUGCUUGAAUGGGAAGAUCUUGCUUAUCCGGCCGAAGUUAUGGCUUGCGAAUGAUGGGAUAUACAGGGAAAUGAGACACUUUAUACCCUGGGCUGGACCAAGGCACGUCGAGGAGUAUUACCUGCCGAGGAUGGUGAGGGAGAUACAGGGCUCAAUAAAGGUGCCUAUUGGAGAUGCAGUGAUAUCAACAGCAGACACGUGUGUUGGUAUGGAAACAUGUGAAGAGCUGUUCACCCCGCAGUCACCUCAUAAUGACAUGAGCUUGAACGGAGUAGAGAUAAUGGCCAAUUCGUCUGGAUCCCAUCAUACUCUGAGGAAGCUUGAUGUCCGUGUCAGCCUCAUCAUGGAAGCCACGAGGAAGAACGGGGGCAUCUAUCUGUAUGCGAAUCAUUUGGGUUGUGACGGGGAUCGUCUUUAUUUUGAUGGAAGUGCGAUGAUUAUCGUCAACGGAAACCUGGUUGCACAGGGACAUCAGUUCACACUUGAUGAGGUUGACGUUAUUACUGCAGUCGUGGACCUGGAGGAAGUCCGGUCUUAUCGAUGCACUCCAUCUCGAGGCCACCAAUCUAUGAAAGCUGGGGUAUAUAUGCGGAUAGAGACAGAGUUUAGUCUCAGUUCCGACAGAGGCGACCGAGAUACAACGUUGAGGCCUAGCCUGGUGAUACAACCACGUUAUUACUCGCCGGAGGAAGAAAUCGCACUUUCCACCGGGUGCUGGCUAUGGGAUUACCUCCGACGCUCCGGCACCGCAGGAUACCUUGUACCGUUAUCGGGCGGGAUCGAUAGCUGUGCUACAGCAAUGACAGUCUUCUCGAUGUGCCAACUAGUUAUCGAUGCGAUCAAGGCAGGAAACGAGCAGGUGAUCAAGGACUGCAAACGUCUAGCAGACUACACCCUUGAGUUACCAAAGACACCACAGGAGUUAUGUAAUCAGAUCUUCCAUACCGUAUACAUGGGAAUGUCGAAGCAAUCCUCGAGGGAAACUCGAGAACGGGCAAAUGAUCUCUCCGAAGCUAUCGGCUCUUAUCACGUCGAUCUAGAUAUAGAUGAUGUCUUUGAGGCCCAAAAGAACUUGAUUGUCAAGUAUCUGGAUUUUGACCCCAAGUUCAAGAGCCAAGGCGGUACCAAUGCGGAGAAUCUCAUGCUGCAGAACAUCCAAGCACGCAGCCGGAUGGUUACCGCAUACGAAUUCGCACAGAUGCUCCCUACCACUCGUAAACGGCCACACGGUGGAGCCUUACUUGUCCUUGGAUCUGCAAACGUUGGGGAGGCGCUUCGCGGCUACUACACUAAAUACGACUGCUCUAGCGCCGACAUCAACCCUAUCGGUGGCCUUGAUAAAAGCGACCUUAAACUCUUCAUCUCUUGGGCGGAGAAAUCUUACUCUAUCCCUUGUUUGCGGGGCUUCCUCGAAGCCACGCCCACUGCGGAGCUGGAGCCUAUCACCGAACAGUACGUCCAAAGCGAUGAGGCCGACAUGGGUAUGACAUAUGAUGAGCUGUCCACUUUUGGCCGGCUAAGGAAAUGCAACAAGCUGGGGCCGUAUGGCAUGUUCCAACGUUUGGUACAUGAUUGGAACCACCUCACACCUCAGCAGGUAGCGGAUAAGGUCAAGAAGUUCUACCAUUACUAUGCCAUUAACCGGCAUAAGAUGACAACUUUGACACCCGCUCUACACUCGAACGAUUACAGCCCUGACGACAAUCGAUUCGACUUGAGACCAUUCUUAUAUUUCCCGUUUUACCAGUCCUGGAGCUUUAAGAAGAUCGAUGAAGAGUUGGCGCGCAUUAAGAAGCAGGCCAAGCAAUGA
Microsporum canis CBS 113480 is the source of this 2115-nucleotide messenger RNA. Its product is annotated as glutamine-dependent NAD(+) synthetase. Gene Ontology annotation, molecular function: ATP binding; glutaminase activity; NAD+ synthase (glutamine-hydrolyzing) activity. Gene Ontology annotation, biological process: NAD+ biosynthetic process. The transcript has a single exon. The record is from RefSeq and is a predicted model, not a curated record. Lineage: Eukaryota; Fungi; Ascomycota; Eurotiomycetes; Onygenales; Arthrodermataceae. Gene Ontology annotation, cellular component: cytoplasm. Bases 1 to 2115 code for a protein of 704 amino acids.